CAGAAUUUAAUCACAUUUCUCUUUUUCUUUCAGAUGCUACUUUGGUUGUGUGAAAGCUGCUUGGUGAUUGAGUAAUAUUAGCUGUACACUGUAGUAAAAAAUAUUAGAUUACCAUUGGCUACUACUAGUGCUUCACCCAUCUCGAAAAGACACAAACUUGUUUGAGAGCCAGGUCCAUCAACACAGACAUCCGAUUCCUCUACUGACUGAAGUAUGUCUUUGUCAGGAAGAUACAGGUGCAGAGUCAGUUAAUCCAGCAGAAUUGAAAAGAGAACAUGCUGGAUCUGGCUAUCGAACUCUAGCAGAAAAUAUAAGACAUUUCCAUAAAGUGAAAGCACUUCCUAUAUUCAUAAACAUAUGCAUAUUAGAUGAUGGUGAUGGUAUUGAAAAGAGUUUGAACAAGAACAAUGGACAGCACAAAUCUUGCUACAUCAAAUUUAACAGGACCAAACUUAAAGGGACUGAGGAGAAAAAAUAAAGAACUGAGUAAGCUGUGGAUCACCUUGAUGAACUGCAGAGGAAAUACAUACGUUUAACUGAUGAACACAAAGGGCCUCCAGAAAAAGAAGUCUGCUUUAUUUGUGAAAUGAGCUUACCAUCAGAAGACCUCCAUGAAGCUUCUACCCUCAGCAUUGAUAGUCGAGUCCACAAGAGUGCACUUCAUCUGCAAAACCAGCACUUGGUUGCACAACUAAGUGGAGGGGAUUUAGAGGCCCAAGAGGCAAAGUAUCAUGCAAGAUGUUUGGUGUCUCUCUACAACAAAGCCAGGGAGAAGAAAACUGAGCAAAGCAACACAGAGAAGACAUCACGUGGGAUUGCCUUUGCUGAACUGAUAGCAUACAUUGACGAGACAAGACUGAAUGAAGACGUGGCUCCAUUCUUUAAACUAGCAGACCUCAAAAGGCUCUAUACAGCUAGACUAGAACAGCUGGGGAUGACACUGGCAGGGCGCAUUCACAGCACUGAACUAAAAUCCCAUAUAAUUUCACAUACUCCAGAUCUCCAAGCACACAUGAUGUGCUCCUUACCUUCAACCAGGAUAUUGGAUAUGCAUGCCAAAAAGCAUGUGAGGAAGAAGCUCUUUACCUAUCCCAAACAGCAACAAUUAUUCAAAGGGACAUGUUUCAAAUGAAAACAGAAUUUCAUGGAUAAUUUGACCCAGGAUGCCAAGAAACAUUUGUUCCCAUGUCACUAUUGGCACUGAUGUCCGUGAUAUUGGAUGGUCCAAACAUUAAAACUCACUCAGAGCAAGUUUCCAUUCCUCCAGCUACCUUUACUUUGGCACACCUGUUGCAGUACAACAGCAAUAUCUGUCACCAUGAAGGAACAGAAAGUUUAUACCACAACAAAGCAUGAGAAAUGCAUUUACCUAUCUAUGUUGGUUUAACACUUCGUGCACAGACAUGAAAAAGUGAGCUACCAGAUACCUUCUUUAAGCUUGGAUUGGCCAUUUCCUAUGGCAGAGUAUUGGCCAUCUCUACCAGCAAACAGUGCAUGCCAACACUUGGAGGAUGAGAAUGUAGUCUGUCCUCUAAAGCUUUGUGAUGUAUUGUUCACUACUGUGGCCAUAGACAUCACAGACCACAAUCCCAGCCCCACCACAGCAACAGACUCCUUCCGUAGAACUAGGAUACCACUUUUUCAGCCUCCCAGUACGUAAGUGGAGGGAGAUGUCCAUGGAAUUCCCACCCCUGACUGUGAGACUGUAGUAUCAGUGAAGAAGAUUUUAUCGUCACUUUCUGAGUUUUACACAAUUGUCCCUCCAGUGAUCUUAAGAAAAUGAAUACUCCCAUCCCUGUCACAAAUGUUGAAAUCAAGACUGACUGCCUACUGAUUACCCAAGCCCUGCAAGAAGAAUGCAGGUGGCUUGAACAAGUUAGUCAAGCAGCAAGUCUGGAUAACUUCAAUGGAGAUGAAGACAUUUCCUGGGCAACUUAUCAUGCCAGCAAGCAGCCAGUGCCAGACUUCGCUCCAGUCAUCAAUGUGCUUCUUCCCAUCUUUCCAGAUGACUCCAAGUCUGUGGCAAUGAUUCAUCAUGUCAUGGAUGUGAUGAGGAACGCUAUACUCCACCUAAAUCUGUAUGAAGUGCCAGUGAUCACUGAGGACUAACCCCUUCUCACCAUAAACAAACAGAUACAGUGGACCUGGCCUGCUGGGUAUGGCGAGGACAAAUCUGUUAUUAUGUGGUCUUCAUCUGGAAAUGUCAAGUUUAACUGGAGAUUGGCUAGAAGAUAGUGGACAGAUAGAAGCCCUUGUUCAGGCCAAAGUGGCCUCCCUAGGAAUGGCUGACUUCUUGAAAGUGUGUCAUGUCAUACGUACUAGGCAUGCCCAUCGAGUAACUGCCAACAGUCUGUGCAUCUUGCUCCAAAAUGCACACAUACCGUGUACCCAAAGUCUCAAGGAAGAUGAGGUCCUCAUGAGGUAUAAAUGGUGUGACAAGCGAAAAUUAGAAAACCCAGUGUUCUACUUCUGGCAUACCACACUUCAUUUGGAUCUACUUGUAUUGACCUGUGUGCUGUAAAUCCACCAGGCAAACUUUGCUCUCUACAGUGAAUGCCUUGGAAAGCUCUCACCCUCGUUCUUUGUGUUAGAUCAUACUAAUUAUGCACGUUGGGUGCCUGUUCACCUUCAAGAUAAGGAGAACCCUGGCUCCCUCUGAUUGAGCUGCAGGUUUCUAUGGAGACAGCGUCCUGGCAACAACUCUCAGCAGCCGUUUUCUUCCCAUCUACCAGGCCUGGUGGCAGCAGGCCCCGCGGAGAGGGAGAGGACCUGGCUGCCACUAGCAGCAGGAAGGGACGGAUGGACAUCCAGGCUGUCUAGCUGCACUCUAUGAAUCUUUGCAUACAGCUAUCCCAGAAGUAAAAACAUAUUAAAAAGCCGAGCAGAGACAUCCAGCAGAGAGGUUGCUAGGAUGCAAGGGAAGGAUGGGCAACCAUGUCCUGCCCUAAUCCAACACUGACAUAAAUUAUUGAAAAGAAAAUGGCACAACGAAGCCCAAUCUUUCCGACACUUGCCCCUACUGAAAGACGGAUUCGAAAUAUACCACUACACAGCCAAGCUUUGACCGCGGUCCCAUUAGCAUCUGCAAGUCUUGUGGAUCAGCUAGAAGACAGAAUUCUAAGCCAUGAGAAAACAACUGCUGCCCUUGUGGAACACGCUUUUCGCAUUAAGGAGGACAUUGUUUCCACUUUGCAUAGAAUGCAGAACAAAGGGGGAGGAGAUCGGUUGGCUAGGCAACUCUUAGAAGAACACAUCCGAAACAUAACAGCAAUAGUGAGGCAGCUUAACCGGGACAUUGAGACGCUGCAGGAACAGAUACGUGUCAGGGAUAACCUCAGUUAUGGAACUAAUUCUACCUUAAAGAGCCUGGAAAUGCGGCAGUUGUCUGGUUUGGGAGAUCUUCGGGGGAGAGUUGCAAGGUGCGAUGCCGGUUUAGCCAGAUUGUCUGCAGAGCACAAAAUUACGUAUGAAAGACUUCAAAGCCUAAGCAAAGACCAACAAGCUUCUAAAAUGAUCUUGGAAUCUAAAAUCAAAGAGGCAGAAAUACAGAUUUCUUACCUUCUGAGCAGAGUAGAGCAGUCAAUAAUGCAACAAGAAGCAAAACUGAAGAUUGCCUACAAAGAGAGCAACCAACAGCUCCACCUUCUGGAUGUUAAAUUAAAAGGUGCAGUAGAGGAACUCAGCAGCCAGAUAUUGUCUGCUCGCAGCUGGUUGGAACAGGAACAUGAACGGAUUGAAAAAGAGCUUUUACAGAAAAUUGAUCAGAUUUCCUUGGCCCUUAAGGAAAAGACCGAAAUGAGUGAAAGGGCCAUAGAGAUGAGAUUCAGCCAGAUGUCAGAGAAACUUGAUAAAAUAGAAGAAAUACAAAAAAUAAGCGUGGAAGAACAUGGAACAAAACAGGCUGAAGAGAAGAUAAAUAUUCGAAUCAGCAAGCUUCAGAUGGAGAUUAAUGAAGAUAUAAAAGAAAUGAAAGCUGAAGUUAAUGCUGGGUUUGCGGCUAUCUACGAGAACAUUGGGUCCCUACAGGAAGUUCUAGAAGCCAAAAUGAAACUUGACAGGGAUGAGCUACAGAAGCAGAUUCACCAAAAGAAGCAGGAAGUUCCGACAUAGGGAGAGUCGAGACCACGACUGAUGACAAGAUUUAUUCAGAGAGAAGAGCAUUUAUGUGUCUAAAUAGGCUAUAACCUCAUUCCAAUUUGUAAUUAAGUGCAUGUACCAAACAACAUGCUUCUGUUCCACAGGUGUGUGUUUACUGUAAGCGGUAAAUGCAAGCUUUUAAUAGCUAAGUUGAUAAAUAGUUUUUAUGGGGCAAAGCUCUAGCUCACAAUUGUCUUACUCCAGUUGAUUUCAGUGGAGUUACAGCUGUUUAAAAGUGGAGUAACGCAUUGGUGAAUGUGAUGCCAAAUUUGUUAAAGGAGCCUCAGUGCUACCUCCACUUUUGUGGGUUUUGAAAUAUUAGCACUUGUACCCAUAGUUAAUUGCUCUGAUGAAAAGUCAAGCCUUAACAGGUCAAUGUCACUUUGCAAUUCACCACAUUGCCAGAUGUUUCUCCCAUUGAAGUCACUGGAAAUAUUCCCAUUAACUUCAAUGGGAGCAGAACUGGCUUCUAACAGAACAGUUUUUAAAAUCCAAUACCAUCAGAGAAUGACACCUUUGCUUCAUUAAAAUAAAUCUUGUGUGUGUGCCUGCAUGUGUGUUAACUAUAUAGUAUUAUAUUUUGUAGUUGUAGGCUAACAAUAAUCCAUUUGAGCAACACAAGCAACUUAACAUUUCGUUCGAAGUCCUUAGAUAUUGUGAUCUUUCUAAUUAAUAUCUAGAUAGGGCUGAGAUGGGGGUGAAGGAUAGUGUAUACAGUAUUUUAUUGUAAGUUUUAAUAUCAGUUGUGUUCUUGUGCAUUAUUUCAUUAUGUCAGUGUAAACUUUGAGGGUUUUGCUCUCAGUGGAGAAAGUGAUCAUUCAAAUAAUUCUGGAGAACAUGAUGUAAAAAUAAGAUGCAUUUUGAUGUAUCUUCAAAUGUUUUAUGGUCUACUAGGAAUUUUUAUUGCUGAUGUAAGACAACUGACUCUUCAAAUUUAAUUUAUUUAGGUAGGUUUUAAUAAUUUAGCAUGGAUAAGUAGAUUUGAAUUAGUAUUGCAUUUACAAAAUUUCCAAAGAAUAUUUUCAUCUCUUAAUGUACUUUAUAUUACACUGGUGCUUAUUUCAAUUUCCAUAAUAGAUUACACAAUGAAAAUCAGCACCAGCACUGUGUAGUAAUCUAGAUGGGAAAACAAGUAUUUUAUAUAUUCAUUCAGGGCCUAAUCCUGCUCCCUUUAUCGUCAAGUGGUGCAGGAUCAAGCCAUCACUCAGAAUAUAUGGCCUGAUCCAAAAUCCAUUGAAGUCAAUAGGAGUCUGCAAUGGCUUCAAUGGGCUUUUGCCCAGGCCCAUAUUGCCAAAUGCUGGUGCCAUUGAAUUGUCAGUGGCAAACUCCCAAUGACUUCUAUGGGCCAAAGGUAUGGAACAAAUAGUACAACAGUUAAGGCCCCAAUCCUGCAAGGUCUUAAAACCCAUUGAUUUCAGUAGGACAAUGCCCAGUGUGUAACAGUAAGUAAAUGCAUAAGUCUUUGCUGGAUCAAGGGCUAAAUUAGCAUUUGCUGCCAAUAUAGCCCAAAGUGUUUUUAACAUAUUAUAGAACCUUAAAACUUUACAACUUUGAUUUCCAAUGCUCUCUAAUGGCAAAAAAGACUCUUUUAGUCCCACUUUGUGUCACCCAGUUGGCCACCUGCUGUGAAAUAUAAUUAAAAUGGCAGCUAGAGAUAAGAUUCCUGUUCACUGGGAGGAGAUGGUUAAAACAUUUAAGGUAUUUCUUAAAAGUUGUUUUUAAAAUUCCUUUUCUUGAUGUCCGUUUACCUAUCUAGUCAAUAUUUAGCCAUAUGCGGUGGAGAAGAGAUCAUUUCGUUUUGUAACCCUCUUCCCCACAAAAGAUAUUUUUCUUCUAUAAUAGGAAACCUGUAACAAAAUGAAUCUUACAGGAAAUGAACAAUCAUACGGUAAGUCAGAGAAACAAUUUAUAUAUGAUUUUAAUAAAAAUGUUUCUCUUGUAAAA
Messenger RNA from Trachemys scripta elegans, 6081 nucleotides. It is a transcript of the gene FAM81A, whose product is annotated as family with sequence similarity 81 member A. Bases 2980 to 4110 code for a protein of 376 amino acids. NCBI's taxonomy places the organism in Eukaryota, Metazoa, Chordata, Testudines, Emydidae. The transcript is spliced from 10 exons. The record is from RefSeq and is a predicted model, not a curated record.